GGCAUACGAGACCGACACAGCAGCAAGGAGAAAUAAGGAGGUUCAGGUUCAAGUUCAAGAAAGGGCUGCUCAGUAGUCACCGCGUUGAAAUCUUUGCUCCUACUCCGUGCUUCGACUAUCUGGCUCCACAGAACCAUAUUCUGGUCUUAUUAGUCACAGAACCGAUGAGUUCUGACCAUUGAACAAGCCCGACAUCUAAACAUUCUUAUUCUAUGUGAUGUCACUUCGUCUGUCUGCCGUUCGUUCGAGCUGGUCAUGCACAUCACAAUACUCUGCUACGGCUCUAUCACGAGCUAGAAGAAGAAUAGGCGAACAAAGGCGUUUCGAUUCUACCGACAACUCGCGCCCUGUUGUAUAUAUACCGAAAUGCAAUGUCUACCGCUUCGGACAACCGAAUAAUGCACCACCGGUAUUUGAAGGCUUACAGUGGACGGUGCAUGAAGGGGAAAAUUGGGCUGUGGUAGGCUCUGGGGCAGGAGAGAAGACCACCUUACUCGAAACGCUGCGGGGACACCUACGGCUGUCCCCGCCUCCACCCCCACCGCUUGGAUUAUUCCCUGCGUUCUCCGCGCGGGGUCUGGACCCCUACAAUUGUGUCUCCCUUGUAUCCUUCGCGCACCGACCCCAUUCCUCCGGCUCAGGAUUCUAUGACUACACCGCCCGAUACGGCGCCGUACGCGAGGAAGACCGCGUCACACUCCGCGAACACCUCUUCGACGACCCAUCCAAUGCCAAGGAUGGCGUGGAACACGACCACGAACUGCUCGACAAACUCGACCUCACACGUCUACUGGACCUACCCUUAAUUGCCCUCAGCAAUGGCCAAACCAGGAAGGCCCGCAUUUAUCAAGCCAUUCUCUCUCGCCCAGAGCUACUGCUGCUCGACGAACCGUUGACUGGUUUGGACUUCUCUACGCGUGACCUCCUGCUCUCCCUUCUCCACAAUUUGCAUACUUUGCACGAACCGCGCAUGAUCCUUGGACUUCGGGGUCAAGAUCCGCUCCCGGAAUGGAUUACGCAUGUCGCACGCGUCGAAAACGGACACGUCUCCGCACAGGAGAGAGCUGCGACGUACACACCUACGGAUACAGAGCACGCCGAUCGCCUCCAGAACGAAAAAUCAUCCGGAGAGGCGCAGGCAGGCGACAUCGUAGUGCAAAUGCGCAACGUUCGGGUUAGUUACAAGGAUAGACAUGUACUGAAGGAUAUCAACUGGACCAUACGAACGGGCGAGCGAUGGCAUUUGCAAGGCUCCAAUGGCUCAGGAAAGACCACUCUUCUGUCUCUAUUGACUGGCGAUCACCCGCAGUCUUACACGCAACGCCCACUACCCGAUCUCGAUCGACGUCUCGAACUAUUCUCCCGUCCGCGACACCAGUUGCCGACCGCGACGCUGAAAACCCUCGUCGGUGUGGUAUCACCAGAGCUCGGUAACGCAUUCCCGCGCCGACGCGGCAUGACCGUCUGGGAGGCUGUGGCCACAGGCUUCGAAGGCACCUUCGUCGGUGCUGGAGAGGAAGGUGUAGGCUCUCGCUCGACCCGGACGGAUGCACGCGAAGAUGGCUUACUGGGGGAGGAUGAGGAGAACUGGCGCGUCAAGAGGGUAUGGGAAGUCUUGGAAGCUUUGGGACCCGCUUCGUGGCCCUCCGCUGGUCAAGACACAGCAUCGCGCCUGUCAGCUCGUGGAGAGGUGGACCCUAUUACGCAGACCUUCGCCAAACGCGAAUUCGUGGAUCUAUCUUCAGGAGAGCAAAGCAUCGUAUUACUGGCGCGUGCGUUGGUGGGCAGGCAGCAACUCAUCAUCCUUGAUGAGGUAUGGAGCGGCAUGGAUGGCAAAAUGAUUGCAGCGGCAAGACGUUAUCUGAACAGCGACGAUGGAGUGGGACAGAAUCAGGCAGUCGUCGUGGUCAGCCAUUGGGAAGAUGAAGUACCUUGGGACCAGGAGAGGGGGCUACGGAGAUACAGGCUGGAGGAGGGCCGUGGACGAGUUGUGGACGAGUUGUGAAAGUUCGUUCACCAUCGAAGCUCGCCCAUCCUUACAAACGCACAACGAUGACAACCAACGGAAUGCCACCGAUUGCAUGCGACGUGCACUACCUCGCUCGCUGAACUCCAUUCACGAGGUACAUGUCCCGGAAUGUCCUGGAGUAAGGGAGCAUUUUGUACCUUGCCUUUCCGAAUCGAGUUUGAAUGUUCAUGCUAAUCACUUCACCUUGCUCGAACGGUCCCGAGAAGAAUGCGAGGCCAAGCUCCUGGAGCAAUCGGUCAACGAAAUAGGGUCUUGCCCGUCCUCAAUUCUAGGGUUCCCACGAGCGCGCAGCACAAGAAAAUCACGGCCUCCAUUGCGUUAGUGAGUCAAGGAAGUCGAAGUAGUGUUCGACCACUUUCAGGCUCGUGAGCUGCUUCCAUC
Messenger RNA from Punctularia strigosozonata HHB-11173 SS5, 2410 nucleotides. Its product is annotated as P-loop containing nucleoside triphosphate hydrolase protein. The transcript is spliced from 6 exons. Bases 218 to 2005 code for a protein of 595 amino acids. The record is from RefSeq and is a predicted model, not a curated record. Lineage: Eukaryota; Fungi; Basidiomycota; Agaricomycetes; Corticiales; Punctulariaceae. Gene Ontology annotation, molecular function: ATP hydrolysis activity; ATP binding.